GCAAAAAUGAAAUAAAUAAAUAAAAUUAUAUAUUAUUCAAAAAGGAAAUUAAGCUAUUUACGCAGUAAGAAGCAAGUAUUGUAGUAUCGACGUAGCAAGACAGCGGAUAUUGUAAACUAAUCAACGAAACCAUUUCUACAUAUAUUUAUGAAUUUUUUCACAUUUCACAAGCCUUAUUGAACUUUAAGCUUUAAGCUAUCUUAGAAGCUCCAAAUAUAAAAGGAAACCCCCAAAAACAAAAAAAUAAGAGAAAACGUUCGCUCGUAGCUUUUGGCUCAGCGGCUUUUGUAUACGGCAGUUACUCGGCACCAAGUUUACACACACAUUAGCUACUAUAUAUAUAUAUAGAUACGUAUAUAUAAAUAUAAACAUAAAUACAUUUAACGGCAAUUUCUGAAGGCGUGCUUUAAAGCAAAAAUGGAUGAUAUGCCAGAUUUGUCACAUCUAACGCCACAUGAGCGCAUGCAAAUUGAGACUGUGCUGAUGCGUCAGAAACAGGAAGAAGAGGCACACAAUGAGAUUAUGCGUCGCAAACAGGAUGAGGUCGUCUCGCUGGAAAUGCAAAUUCGGCAACGAUCAGAGGAACAGAAGAAAUCCGGCAUUGAGUUGGGCGCAAUUUGUCAUAUCUGCCUUCAGACGAAAUUCGCCGAUGGAAUCGGACACAUUUGCCAUUACUGCAAUAUCGUCUGCUGUGCGCGUUGCGGCGGAAAAGUGACACUUCGCAGCAAUAAGGUGAUUUGGGUUUGCAUACUCUGUCGCAAAAAGCAGGAACUGCUCUCAAAGACUGGACAAUGGAUGAAUAAGGGUCAACAACAGGAUAGUUUCUUACGACGCAUUGAGCCCGACGGCAGUAGUGAUAUCUCGCAACAGGCCAUCGUCGAUCCACAUGACACCCUCGAUAAGCGUCCGAAACUGGAGCGCACACGCAGCGCUGCCGAAAAGGAAAAUCUGCCAAUGCAACGAACGGGUAGCGUCCUCCGCCGUCAGUAUUCACAACAAGAGACGCCUACAAAUCGACGUAUGUCGACCACAGACAGCGGCGUAGAUAUUAGUCCAGGGCAACGAACAAUGAACCAACAACAUCAAGCGCAGCAGCUGCAACAAUAUGGUGCGCAAGGUGGCCAACAGCAGAUGGGUGGUAGUGAUGGUCAACAGCUAUCUUAUCCUGAAGAUGAUCCGCGUUAUUAUCAGGGUGAACUGGACGGCUUGAUGCGGCAACAUCCGCACUUGGCUCAUCCGAGUCAAUUGCAGAAACAGCAGCAGCAGCAGCAGCCACAACAUGGUUAUCAUCAUCAACAGGCGCAACAGCAGCCGUUGCAAACACAGCAGCAGCCACAUGCUCAGCAAUAUCAACAGCAGCAACAGCAGCAGCAGCAACACCCACAACAACAACAAAAACUGCAGCAAUCAUCACUGCAGCAACAACAGCAGCAGCAACAAACCCACUUGGGAGCGCAGCAGCGUGCGAUGCCGCCACAUCAGCAGGCGCAGCCGUUACGCCCACAAAUGCAGCCGCAUCAACAAAUGUCAACACAACGAGCGACCGGUGGCAUGUUGCAACAACAUCAACAACAGCAGCAUCAGCCGCAGCACCAGUCACAGCAGCAAAGGCUCCCUCAUCAACAUUCAUAUAAUCCGCAAAUGACCCAACUACCGACACCACCCAUGGGCGGCAGCGCGGGUGCUUACCAAAAAGCCGGGCAAUUGUCACGAAAUCUCACCAUAAGCGGUGGUCAUGCUAUGGAUACUGCACACUAUGCGCAACAACAACAACAGCAGCAGCAUCAGCAGCAACAACAACGACGACCAUUAGUGGGCACUCAGUACGGCCCGCCGCAACAACGAUCAUUUAGCAGCUCAGAGGAGGAAAUCCAAGCUCAUAUGUUGGCGCCACACAGCGCUGCCGAAUACGAUUAUGACGGCGUCUUACGUGAACCCUGGAAGCAACAGCGCAGUCUCAACGAACGUGAUCUCUUGAGCGUAACGAAUUCUUAUGGUGCCAAUGACUAUCGCUUGACAAGCACAAAUCGCCUUUACUCAUCAGCUGAUCGCGAUCGCUACGAUUUACAUCGCGAACGACUCGAACGAUAUCCACUCACACGAACUGCACGAUUGGAUGUGCAACAGCAAAACAUCUACAACAGAACGAAUCACGAUCGACAACAACCAGCAAGUGCAGUCUACGGGACACGGCGUGCGCCAUCUUCAGUCGCCGCUACGGCGACUACCGGCGGCGGUGGUGGUGGUAGUAGUAGCAACAGCAGUGCUAGUAGCUACCACCCACAUCACCAGCAGCAGCAACAGCAAUAUCACAAAAAUCCACAAAUCGUUAUUGAUGAUAAGCCACUGCCCGCAAGUGCUUACGAUCGUUACGGCAGCACACCCGGCAUUUCCGUACGGGGUGGUGGUGGUGGUGGUGAAGAGGGUAGUGCAAGGCGUAUUGGUGCUGCGGCUACACGUAGUCUCGGACGUGAUCGUAGUCUAAUGGCAGAUCCUUAUUGGGAUGAUGCCCAUUUGACGGGUAGUGGAGCGCAGGAUUCGAGACGUUACACGGAACGUAGAAUAAAGAAGACUGUACGUUUUGAUGGACACGAUGAUCCAUUGAUCACUACAUCGGCAACAAGUACAGCAGCGACAACGGCGAGUGUGAUGGCCGGCGCACUGGCACCGGUAAAACAGAUUUUACCAUCAACAGCUGUGGAUGUGGGUGCGGCCACUAUAUUGACCAGCGCUAAAUUGGGCGCAAAUGCAAACACUGCCAAUUCAAUGAGCAUUUCAGAUGCCGCCGGUGAUUGGACAUGUUGGGAUGCUGAACGUCAAGGUAGUCAAGAUUCAACAACCAAGGAUUCGGGCAUUGAGACGAGCAGUACGUUUACGAGUAGCGAAGACUCGAAUCGCGGCGAUGGUCCAAAGAUCGAUUUGAAUGAGCGUCGCUCGAGGCGCGAUAUGUCACCGCAAGGUCGUAAACGUGUAGCUGGUAUGGUAGCACGUGAUUAUCGUACGGUAUCUGGCAUUGGACAAAGUUAUCAUAAUCAGCAGGUGAGCACCGGUUACUUGCGUCGCAAUGGCGCCAUUACAGGUCCCAGUGGCAUGAGUCUCAGCCAACGUAGUCACUCAGCCGCACCGACCGACAGUUAUCACGGCGUGACCGGCAGUGGUCACAGUUAUUAUCGCAGCAGUAGCCCGCGACGCGGUUCUCUCUCACCGCCCGACGAUCGUUACAUAGACUAUCCAGUUCUUCCAAUACGCGCAACUGGUGCUGGUGGUGGUAUUGUUGCCGGCUCCGCGUACGGGCACACACUACCGAGUGGCGCAAGCUCUCUGUCGGCCAAUAUUGGUGGUGUUGGUUUAGGUGGUGCCACAACACAACAGGGCCGUUUUCAAUCGCGUUCCGCCACAGCCACACCAACGGGAUCGCCCAAAAAGCGACAACUACCACAGGUGCCGCAAACGUCACGCAGCGCUAUGCUACGCGAUCGCUUGGGUCAGGAAUUCGACGAACGACCCGGUGGCGGCCGAUUCGGGCGACAUCGUACGCGUCAAAUGCACCAUCAGGCUACAUACCGCAGCACCGGCAUGGGUGGUUGGGAGCGUCACUACACGGGCCUCUCGGACAGCGAUCUACAGUCGAUGGAAGCGCGUGCACGACCACGACACUCACUAUCACCCGACAAAGAUUUCAUGGGCGAGUUCGGUGACUCGGAUAUGGAGUCGGUGGUUAGUGUGACAUCGAGCGCCUUCUCUACACAAUCGGAACGGCCGCGUGGUUCACGAGGACUCAGCUUGCCACGCAAUUGGCGUUCACUAUACGGCGCCGACCCCAUGCCUGGCGGUGUCCCCACCAGCACGCUUGCUGGCCACCAUGCACAAGCUCGCGGGCGCGGGCGCGGCUUCUUUGAACGUUAUCGCGCCAAUACGAUCGAGGUCGAUGAUUGUGAUUUUUUACCAACCAGCCUCACCGGACUGCCGCUAACCGCUUACGACAUGCAGAUGCAGUCGCCGCCACAUUUCAAUGCAAUGUCACAGCAAAUGUUGCUGCUCGAACAGUUGGAGCAGCUGCAGCAGCUCGCCGAGUUGGCGGCAGCUGAUUCGCCACCGAAUACGGCAGCCUUGGUGGCGACGUCCAAUCCACACAACUUGCUAAGUACUGCAACAACGACAAAUACACCACCACAUCAUCUAUUGCCACCACACCGACAAUUGCUACAGCAGCAACAACAGCAACAACAACAACAACAACAGCAACAGCUAAUUGAACCAACACAACUGCCAAGCCAAGUGAUGAUGGGCGACAGUAGCGGCAACAUUUUGGUCGACCAUUUUAUGCACGAGCCGCCGGCGGGUGUAACGGUGAUACCGCCUACACCUCCACCCACAUUACCGCCGCCGCUGCCGCCGCCAGCGCACACAAUCAGCACACAACAACAGCCAUUACAUCCACAGUCACACCCCCAUACAUUUAAUCCGCAUCAGUAUUUACCACACAUACCGAGUUCCAUACAUUUCCCUGAGUUUUGGCCGCAUGCAGCCGAUUUCAGCCCCUUCACCGAGAAGAUUUUCCAACGUGAUAGCUCGCUAGGGUCUAGUAGCCACUAUCCAUUCUACGAUCAACUUCAGCGACUCACAUCGCCAGUAGUCAGCUUAUUUCGUCAUAGUCCGAGCUCAAGUCUAAAUACACCGACUGCUGCCGCGGUCAAUACACCACAUCAGCACGCUCAUUCCGUAUCAUCAUCACCCUCAUCGUACAUUGCCUAUGUGCGUGAUCAUUAUGACAAUACUUGUAGCCACUGCCAGAACGGUAGCCAACCGGUGGUCUUAUCGACCAAUGCGGCACUCACUACACCCGGCAUUGCCAUUGGCGCUUGCGACAAUCCCUUUUGCAUUGCCGAAUCCCAUCCACAUCCGCAGCAUCAUCCUGUCGCCUAUCCAUACACAGCUGAGCAAUUGCUACGUAGACCGUCAUUAUCCAUGUACCAGCCAUCGUCAGAGCCUUCACUGCCAACUAUGGAUCCGGCAAUUUGCGGCGAAUGUGUGGAUCAGCAUUUCGUGAGCGGUUUUACCGCACCACAAAUAGACUUGGGCGCUGUGCCCACCUAUCAUGUACAUACCCCAACGCCAACGGCGCACAAAAAGGCCAAGUCCUCACUUGCUCCGCCACCACAACUGCCCACACAAUCGGUACUGCGUCUCUCGCGUCAAUUAAGCGAGGAUGCUCUGAUAACAGCUGUGCCCAUUUCCGAAUCAAAGGCCCAGCCUACUUCAAUACUGAAAAAACCGAAAGUGGGCGUUCCGACGGGCGCAACUUUAGAUCGUCGAAAAAUGUUUCAAGAGGGACAGUCACGCUCCUUAGAUUAUGAUGAUUUACAUGCUAAAAGUUGGGGUCGUCGUCGCAUAAGAUACGAAGAUGAGAUAUACGAUCCGUCGCUGGAAGAACUCUCGCGUCGCUACGGCUCUGAAACAAAUAUACGACAAUCUUAUAUGGGCGCCAAUGUCGAUGCAGUCAAUCCGCUUAGUCACUCACAUUUUCUUGUCACCGACGAUAAAAUCGUCACCAUAACCUACGACUCGGACGUGGGCUGGACGCGACGCGGUGUUGCACCAUCUGUGUUCCACGAUCCCCGACGCCGAUUUGAUGGCCGCGAACGUAAUCACAUGUCAUUGAAUUUGCAACGCACCAAUCAGGAAAAGCUUUACGGCGCUGCACUGCCAUACCAAAAGAGGCGGCGCAAUCUACCGCAUCCACCAAGCGCACAAAAUGCUCACAACUUUUCACCCGUUGAAGGGUAUGACGACGACCCAAUGCUAAUGGAUCCCACCACACAUUCGUCUGCUACGCUGCCACCGCAUAGUGGCGACGCACCACCCAUGAAUGGCACAGGCACCGCUGAGCGACCGGGACCUAUUGGCGAACAUCGUGAUCCGCGCGAUCUCAGUCGCUCAGCCGGGCCGGGCUCGUCACCAAGUCAGGCACGUCAUCAUUCAUCGAUUGUCUCGAAGCGCAGUAAAUCAUCAAUGGCCACCGGCCGUACACGAGUAGAACAGUUACAACAUGAAUCGGGGAGUGAUCGCAGUAAUCUCGUUAGUAUAAAUGACCAACCCGAAUAUUUUGAAUACGAUGAUUACGGUGAUCCCUACACAGACCCGCACACUAGUAGUGGUAGUGGUAAUCGUAAUUAUGCAACAAAUGCUAGUAGUGGUAGUUAUGUUAGUAGUAGUGGUAGUGUUAGGCAAAAAGGGAAAGAAGUUUCAUACGGCGCGGAACAACAGACGAAAUCUAGUAGUGGGAGUGGUAGUGGUGGUGGUGCUUCUUCUACUGCUGCUGCUGGUAAUAUCGUCGUCGGUGGUAAUAUUUCUAAUAAUGCUUCUUCUUCCUCUUUUGCAAAUUCCCAUCAUGGUGUCGCUAACUCCACAUCACCUAAACGUGCCUCAUUGAAACAUACAAAUACAAUUAACGACGCUAACCGAAACGUAAACGUUGACGGAACUACUACAACAACAACAACAACAUCAACAUCAACUACAACUACAAAUCCCAUACAAACAACAACUACAUCCACAAACAUCACAACCACAUCAUCGUCGAAUACAACAACAACAACAAAACCAACAACGCCGUCAACAACGUUAACAACCUCAACAACAACCGCGACGACAACGACGACGACGACAACAACAACAACAACAAAUCCUGCUGCCACAACAACAAAUACCGGUGAUACAACGACUUCCGCUGGCGAUGCCGCCGCAACGGAUGAUGCCGACGCGCCACUUGACGUCAUCGAUUGGGAUGCCAUUGACGCCAUGUUGGAUGAUGAUUUCAGUGAAUAUGAUAAAGAUAAGAACGGUGGUGGUGGUGAGGAGAAGAAGGACGAUGCCAACUUUAGUCAGAGUGUAGAUGAGAAAGUUGAUGGCAGCUUAUCCGAUACAGCAACGGAUCGGAAAAAAGGCGCUGUAGAGCAAGAGCGUUCACCAAAGGGCGGCAGUGGUAUGGGUAAAAAAUCCAACUCCACAUCACAGUUAUCAGCUACAGGUCGUAAAAGACGUAUGGGCUUUGGAAAGAAGGGUAAGAACUCAUUUACGGUGCACCGCAGUGAAGAAGUUCUGCCAGGUGAGAUACGUGGGGCAUUGUCGCGCGGCUCGUCAUCCGAAGCCGAUGGCGGCGAAGCUUUAGCUGAUGUCGGCGCCGGCACUGGUGGGGAAAGAUUUUCGCCCUCUCUACGUGGCAAUGAUGGUCAGCUGUCGGAGUUCAUAGACGGUUUGGGACCAGGACAAUUGGUGGGGCGUCAAGUGUUGGGCGCACCAUCGCUGGGUGAUAUACAGUUAUCGAUGUGCCAUCAAAAGGGUUUCUUGGAGGUAGAAGUCAUACGUGCCAGAGGCUUACAGCAAAAGCCGACGUCGAAAAUGCUUCCCGCUCCAUAUGUUAAAGUGUAUUUGGUUUCGGGUAAACGUUGUAUUGAUAAGAUGAAAACAUCGACAGCCAGACGCACGUUGGAUCCGCUCUAUCAGCAGCAAUUGGUAUUCAAACAGCCAUACCAGGGAUGCAUUUUGCAGGUGACCGUUUGGGGUGACUAUGGCCGCAUCGAGAAGAAAGUAUUUAUGGGUGUGGCACAAAUAAUGCUCGACGAUUUAAACUUAUCGAAUAUCGUUAUCGGCUGGUACAAACUAUUCGGAACAACGUCACUGGUCAGUUGUCCCACUAAUUUAGGUCUAUCUAGGCGCUCAUCAAUUGCAUCACUUGACUCACUCAAACUGUAGAGCACACGCAAGCAAACUGAAAAACAAAAACACUGUAGU
Ceratitis capitata (Mediterranean fruit fly) is the source of this 7794-nucleotide messenger RNA. RefSeq lists its product as uncharacterized. The transcript is spliced from 15 exons. Lineage: Eukaryota; Metazoa; Arthropoda; Insecta; Diptera; Tephritidae. Gene Ontology annotation, biological process: regulation of synaptic plasticity; positive regulation of synaptic transmission; intracellular protein transport. Gene Ontology annotation, molecular function: small GTPase binding; transmembrane transporter binding. Bases 418 to 7755 code for a protein of 2445 amino acids. Gene Ontology annotation, cellular component: cytoskeleton of presynaptic active zone; presynaptic membrane. The record is from RefSeq and is a predicted model, not a curated record.